AUGUCGACCGAGAUGGAAGUCGACCCUAUCCCGCCGGCCGCUGCCCCUUCUACAGGAGAGGAUGGGGACGCAAAGAAUGGCGCAGGUACAGGUACAUCCUCACCGACCGAGACGAAGAAACAACAAGCCAGUGCGGGGACCGAAGCGCGCACAAUUCAGGGCGCCGUCGCGGUCCGCAGUAUCGAGGGCUGGAUUGUCGUCGCGACCAACAUCCACGAAGAGGCUACUGAGGAGGACAUUACAGACUUGUUCGGCGAGUAUGGCGACAUUAAGAAUCUGCAUCUCAACCUGGACCGGAGAACGGGUUAUGUAAAGGGCUAUGUCCUUAUCGAGUACCCGACCCAAGUCGAAGCCGCAGCGGCGAUCAAGGCUCUGAACGGCGCCAAACUUCUGGAACAGACAAUCUCUGUCGACUAUGCUUUCGUGCGGCCGCCGCCCAAAGAUAAAGGGCGUGGAGGCAAGCCAAGUGAACGCCGCGGCGGCCGAGGUGGUGGAGGCAGAAGUCGCAGCCGGAGUAAAUCCAAGAGCAGGAGCAAGAGCCGGAGCCGAAGCCGCAGCCAAGACAGGGAGAGACGUCGUGCAGCGGAUGAGGAUAAGAUGGAACGGGAUUGA
Messenger RNA from Capronia epimyces CBS 606.96, 612 nucleotides. RefSeq lists its product as uncharacterized. The transcript is spliced from 2 exons. The record is from RefSeq and is a predicted model, not a curated record. Gene Ontology annotation, cellular component: exon-exon junction complex; nucleus; cytoplasm. The coding region runs from base 1 to 612 and encodes 203 amino acids. Lineage: Eukaryota; Fungi; Ascomycota; Eurotiomycetes; Chaetothyriales; Herpotrichiellaceae. Gene Ontology annotation, molecular function: mRNA binding. Gene Ontology annotation, biological process: RNA splicing.